AUGCACACCACACCUAAUGAUCGAGACCCGCCUGUUACCACGGAAGAAACACCGAUACAAGAACGUUGGGAGCAGGACGUCGUAGAGCCGACAAGACGAUCGGACCGAAUGUCGUGGAUGCUUGUGAGCUCUGCAUUGGCUCUUGCCCACGAGCUCGGGGUGUUUGAUUCGAGAGAACAGUCUAGCAUUGCAAACGGCCCGGAUGUGGGGAAUUAUAUCAAGCACCUGGAAUUUAGACGCGAACGUCUUCCAGCGCUCUUGUUCAUUGUUUCGAGUCUCUUGGCCUCUCGAAUUGGUUGUCCACCGAUUAUGUCUGACACGUACAAGCCAAAGAACCUUAAUGAUAUUUUGUUGGUCGAUCCGCAAUGGACAAACUUCAUGGCCUCGUGGAUAUGUUUGACUGGCUUCGUCCGAGUAAUCGGGGAAAAGUUCUUUUUCGGAGCCAGGGAUAACGACCAUCGAAGUAUUGAUUUCAAAUCCUUGGAACAGUUCAAGGACCAGCUUGCUACGUGGAAUGGAAAUCAUCGUCAAACUGGAAAUUUUCACUAUGACGAUAUCCUACAUUUUGAGUACCAAUAUCUGAGAGUAUUUACCAACUCCCUUGGAGUACAAGGAAUUGUUGAACGGGUUCUAUCAGACACAAUGCCACAAAGAACUAUCGAUGGAACAUUCAUCUCACGAGCACGCCAAACUAAUAUCAGCAGAAAUGAGUACGACUUCCUUGAAGAAGUAAUCGAUGGUGCCUGUGCAAUCCUGUCACGGAUCGUCUCCCUUUCUCAAACGAAGUUACUCCAAUACUUUCCCAUCCGGAUCUUUUUACGCAUGGUCAGUUCCUCAGUCUUCCUCCUCAAGGCUCUCUCUUUGGGAGUGCGAACGACAAAACUGCAGGAAUCACUACGCCUGCUUGAUCAGGCCAUUACUGCCCUACAGUCGAACCAGCAAGAUGACAUUCAUCUUGUCUCGCAGUACGCAUCGCUACUACAAAUUCAUGUUUGUCGGCUGCGGCAGACAUUUGCCAAAUCGGGCCGAUUAGGAAACCAGAACAAUGAACCAAAUCAAGAAGAGGCCCCUGACAGUGGCAAACUGAGCCAGCUUAUUGCCGAAGAGACCCCCUGGGAUCCGGGCAUGAUCGACUGGGCCAACCAACUCGAUAAUCUCGGUGACUGGCUAUCACUCCCAUUGGAUCCACUGAUGGCACCAUUUGGAUCAUGGGAUGGCGUAUCUACGGACUUGGAUUCAGGAUAUCUAGACUUAGACUUUAUCUGGAAUCUACCACCUUGA
Aspergillus chevalieri is the source of this 1281-nucleotide messenger RNA. Its product is annotated as transcription factor domain-containing protein. Bases 1 to 1281 code for a protein of 426 amino acids. Gene Ontology annotation, molecular function: DNA-binding transcription factor activity, RNA polymerase II-specific. Gene Ontology annotation, biological process: aromatic amino acid catabolic process; positive regulation of transcription by RNA polymerase II. Lineage: Eukaryota; Fungi; Ascomycota; Eurotiomycetes; Eurotiales; Aspergillaceae. Gene Ontology annotation, cellular component: nucleus. The record is from RefSeq and is a predicted model, not a curated record. The transcript has 2 exons.